AUGAUAAGAGUGAUGGUCUUGACUGGACGCCAAAUGCAAGGACGGCCAAUUGAAAAUGACCUUAACAAAAAAUGUAUUUCUACAAGGGUAUCAGUGAAUGCAUUGAUUGGUGACCGAGGCCUAAGCCAUGGUUUAUGUGAUCUUAAAGUUCCGAAACUUUUAAUCGACCGAUCCACAGGAUUAUACAAUUGGCCCGGAUGGGCCUUGACUUUUGAUACGGAUGAAAACAGUUCAUUUCACUCGAGUUCACCCGAUAAUAGUGACUUCGGCUCGGAUAGCGUGGACAGCGGACCCAUCGGCGUAGCAUGCAAUCACCCACGUAUAACGGGUUUUACGUCUUUUACUGAGACAUCUAGUGAAUCCUCGAGUGAAGCUUCGAGUAAAUCAAAAACUAGCAGACUGGACGUUUUUAUUCGUGGAGCCAUUCGCGAGGCAAGGCGCAAGGUGCGUCUCCAAUAUGACAGUGAACGUCGUUCGAUGGAGCCGCUCUUCGACGCGGAAGCGAAGCGCGCAGAAGCGUUGGCUGCUGAGCGUGUGCGUUCCAAAGUGAGACACCAAAACGCCACACAACGAUUCAAUAAUAAUCCCGCACCAAGGGGAAAAUCAAUUGAACAUUAUUUUGUAUCGGUAUAA
This is a messenger RNA of Macrosiphum euphorbiae (potato aphid), 633 nucleotides long. The record is from the annotation of a GenBank genome assembly. Lineage: Eukaryota; Metazoa; Arthropoda; Insecta; Hemiptera; Aphididae.